Molecule: messenger RNA, 273 nt
Organism: Mesorhabditis spiculigera
Lineage: Eukaryota; Metazoa; Nematoda; Chromadorea; Rhabditida; Rhabditidae
Source: the annotation of a GenBank genome assembly
AUGAACCGCCCGCUUCUCCAGCUGAGCCGCCAGUUCGUCGCCGCGCAGAAGCGGUCCCUUCAUAAGGGAGUGGAUUCGACUCCUCCCCUACGUUGGGUGUCCGUUCCGGAGAAGUUGGGUCUGUAUGCCUUCAUCGCUCUUACCUUCCUGUCGUACCCCACCUCCGUGAUGCUCCGAUUGGACUCCCUUCGUCCUAGGGCCGAGAACGACCUCGCCCCAGAAGUCCAGGCCCAAAUCGACGAGAUCCGCGCCGCCAAGCUGGCCGCCAAGCAC